This is a messenger RNA of Propithecus coquereli (Coquerel's sifaka), 1909 nucleotides long. It is a transcript of the gene TRIM69, whose product is annotated as tripartite motif containing 69. The record is from RefSeq and is a predicted model, not a curated record. Lineage: Eukaryota; Metazoa; Chordata; Mammalia; Primates; Indriidae. Gene Ontology annotation, molecular function: protein binding. The transcript has 7 exons. The coding region runs from base 350 to 1852 and encodes 500 amino acids.
GGGGAUCUGUGAACCUUAAGAUUAGACUACCACCUUGAAUCUAAAUGAGCUGCCCUCUUCUCCUCCACAUAAAAGGGGUGGGCAGGUAAGCUAUUCCAAUCAGGGUUUCUCUUUUUCUUAAGCAAAUAAUGAUCAAAGCAACUGACAAACUGUCACGGAAUCUACCAGAUCUCAGUCUGGCCUUACCCCUUCUCUCUAGCUCCUGAACUUUUCUUCCUUCCGUCAUGCUCUGAGCCCAUCCCUAGCAAACUAACCAGUCCCCAACUCCUGGUGUGCAGCCAUCCUGGGCCUGCUGAGCUCUGAUCCAAGUGUCCACUUCUGCCCUCUAAUGGCCUGAUGACUGAGCUUCAUGGAGGUAUCCUCCAGCCUCUCCUCCAACAUUGAACCAGGCAACUAUGUUAAAAUGAAUGAUGCAAUCAUCCACCUACCCUCCAAAGCGGUGAUACAAGACAUUACUAUGGAGCUACACUGUCCACUGUGCCGUGAUUGGUUCCGAGAUCCACUGAUGCUAAGCUGCAGCCACAAUUUCUGCCAAGCCUGUAUCCAAAAUUUUUGGAAGCAGCAAACAAAGGAAACAUUCUGUCCUGAGUGUAAGAUGCUAUGUCAAUAUAGCAACUGUACAUUCAACCUUGUACUUGAGAAGCUGGUAGAGAAGAUUAAGAAUCUACCCAUACUCAAGGGCCAUCCACAGUGCCCAGAGCAUGGAGAGAAUCUGAAACUGUUCAGUAUGCCAGAUGGGAAAUUGAUCUGCUUUCAAUGCAAGGAUGCUCGGUUGUCUGCAGGACAGUCUAAGGAGUUCCUGCAAAUCUCUGAUGCUGUCCACUUCUUCAUGGAGGAGCUUGCCAUCCAACAGGGUCAACUGGAGACAAUCCUGAGGGAGCUUCAGUCCCUGAAGAACAUGCAGAAGGAUGCUAUUGCUGAUUUCAAGGAAGACAAGCUACAUCUGCAGCAACAUGUAUCCUUGGAGUUUCUAAAGCUGCAUCAGUUCCUGCACAACAAAGAAAAGGCCAUUUUGAAUGAGCUCCGGGAAGAGGGGAAAGCCUUGAAUGAAGAGAUGGAGCUGAAUAUGAACAAGCUUGAGGAGCAGGGUCUCCUAGCCAAGGACAUGUUGGUGAGCAUUCAGACACGGAUGGAACAGCAGAACUCCUUCGACUUUCUCAAAGACAUCACAACUUUGUUGGAUAGCUUGGAGCAAGGAAUGAGGUCAUUGGCACCCAGAGAGCUCAUCUCCAGAAAGCUGAACCUGGGCCAGUUCAAAGGUCCCAUCCAGUACAUGAAGUGGAGGGAAAUGCAGUCCACUGUCUCUCCAGGCUUAUCUCCACUAACUCUGGACCCUAAAACAGCUCACCCAAAUUUGGUGCUCUCCAAAAACCGAACCAGUGUGUGGCAUGGUGACGUUAAGCAGGUGUUGCCCGAUGAUCCAGAGAGGUUUGACUCAAGUGUGGCUGUGCUGGGCUCAAAAGGAUUCACAUCUGGAAAGUGGUAUUGGGAAGUAGAAGUAGCAAAGAAGACAAAAUGGACCCUCGGAGUUGUCAGAGAAUCCAUCAUUCGGAAGGGCAGCUCUCCUCUAACUCCUGAGCAAGGAUUCUGGCUUUUAAGACUGAGGAACCAAACUGAUCUAAAGGCUCUGGAUUUGCCUUCUUGUAGUCUGAAACUGAUGGACAAACUCAAUAGGGUGGGCAUAUACUUGGAUUAUGAAGGAGGGCAAGUGUCCUUCUACAAUGCUAAAACCAUGAUCCACAUUUAUACCUUCAGUAGCACUUUCACAGAGAAACUUUAUCCCUACUUCUGCCCCUGUCUUAACGAUGGUGGAGAGAAUAAAGAACCAUUGCACAUCUUACAUCCACAGUAAUUAGUUACACUAUUGUAUAAAUUCAGAGUGAUAUUAAAGAGGUAUUGAAAUAGUUUA